Symbiodinium sp. CCMP2456 is the source of this 242-nucleotide messenger RNA. The record is from the annotation of a GenBank genome assembly. NCBI's taxonomy places the organism in Eukaryota, Dinophyceae, Suessiales, Symbiodiniaceae.
GAUAUCUAACGUCGACUCGGAUGACUACUACCAGGUUCUAGGCAUCUCCCGGGAUGCCAACAACAGCGAGGUGACCAAAGCAUUUCGAAAGCUGGCGCUGCAAUACCACCCAGACAAGCAGCAGGACAAGGAGAACAAGAACGAGUCCGAGGCCAAGUUCAAGCAGAUCUCAGAGGCCUACGACACCUUGCAUGACCCGGACAAGCGCAAAACAUAUGACCACUUUGGAAAGCAAGUUGCAG